Molecule: messenger RNA, 5564 nt
Organism: Mercenaria mercenaria
Lineage: Eukaryota; Metazoa; Mollusca; Bivalvia; Venerida; Veneridae
Exons: 13
Coding region: 1-3114 (1037 amino acids)
Source: RefSeq, a predicted model, not a curated record
AUGUUCAAUGACAGAAUAUCGGGAAAACAAACAAAGUUGUUCCCGAAAAAGAUAUCUCCUCAGUACUGUCAGAAGCUAUGCAUUAUUUGCAAAGUAAGUCUCCUAGUGUGGGGCAAGUCUUCACAUCGAGUAGCAAGUCCAGGCAGUGCAGCAAGUCCAGGGAGCAUAACAAGUCCAGGAAGUGCAGCAAGUCCAGGAAUCGAUGAUCUCGUGGGUACAAUUGGGAUGUCUGCAGAAUUACGGUGUAAACACAUAAUUUGCUUCACUGUGGUUGUGUUAAGUACGAGAUUCCAGGGAUCAGCUUGGAUAGGUUCAUUGAAUGUCGGCGGAGGAAGUUGGAGACUAAAAGUGAAAGCUGACUUGAGUAACCGAACUGAUACUGGAACCAUAAACACAUCGCCAACGGCAGAUAUACCACCAAUUAUUCGCUUACAGCAUGGUUGCAACAACACGAUUAAGAUUAAAGUUCACGAUUCGGACAAUGAUUUUGUACGUUGUCGCUGGGCUACAGACGCCAAUAAAGAAUGUGGUGGUGUAUGUGACGGACUACCCGAGUCAGAUUUAAAGGCGGACUGUACAAUCGCAUACGAGUCUGUGUAUUCUCUGGGCUGGUAUGCAGUUGCAAUACAGGUUGAAGACUAUAUCAAUGCUACAUCUGAAACACCACUCAGCAGCAUACCUGUCCAGUUCCUUGUUUAUGUUUACAAGUCCAAUGCAUCAUGUGCCAAGUCGACGGAAUUUGUUGCUCCAACACCCCCUGACGACGCAUGUAUAGGUGUGCCUGAAGGCGAAAUCUUAGAACUGGACAUUGUAGCUAGAGUAGCAAGUGCUGACAGAAGUAUUUCAGAAAUAAAGACAUUAUCACCACUUGGAAUGUUAAAAUCCAGUUUGUACAAUAUUUCUGCAACAGACUGGAAAGUAAAUGUCACAUGGAAUUCCUCACACUCUGCAGAUACGAGUAAUGUGUUCUGCUUCACGGCGAGGGAAACAUCAAGCAUUGAAAGCGAGAAGAGAUGCAUAACAUUGUUAAAAGAUGUAUCACCGCCGAAAUUUAUUAACGGCACACAGUCACCUAUCGGAAGAGUUCUCCCAAACCAAAGGACAUGGACAAUAAACACCGACAUAAAUAUUAAGCAAACUUCACGGGAUGCCUAUAUUAGAAUUUACGACAUCAAGGAUUCACUUGUUGAAGCUAUAGAUGCUUCUGAUACUCAUUCCGUCACGGUAAACUCGGACAAAAAUAUGAUGCAAUUUAUAACACCAUUGACUCUGAAAGAAAAGGAAACUUACUAUUUUCUGUUCGACCUUGGUGUUGUAAAGGGUACAGAGUAUUGUGGAGCGGAUUCCUCCCCGAUUGAAGAGUCGUUGUUCUGGGAAAUGAGUAUAAUUGAUGUUACUCCACCAUUGAUAACAAUGGUGACGAGUCCGUUAAAGACAAAUGCUACUACAAAAUUAGAGUGGACAGUGGACGAGCCUGUUUCAACAGAAUGCACUUUAACAAGACCAACCGGUACAUCUGAGAAUAUCUCUAUAUGUAACAAUGCAUGGAUUGGAACAAACUUGGCAGAAGGACAUUAUAUGUUUAGAAUUAAAACUACCGACCUAGAAGGAAACAUGGCUUACCAAACAGUUACAUGGGAAGUUGAUACUACUUCACCUAUUGUGUCAUUUACGUCUACACCAGCAAAAGAAAGUAACGAACAUCAUCCGCUGUUUGAAUGGGUCUGUAAUGAACCUUGUACCUCUAAGUGUUCAUUUCUGGAACAAGGAACGACCGAUUCUGUGAAUGUAGCUUGUUUCGGGACAUCUAUAGUAUGGGAUGUACCUGUCACAACUGACGUAAAGACAUAUACAUUUCACAUCACAGCGACUGACGAUGUUGGGAACACUGCAGAAAUGCAUUUCAACUGGACGGCCGACUUUAUACCUCCAGAGAUACAUCUUUGCAGUGCAGGCGAAAAUAUUUCUGUUGAUUGCUCAACCGACUUAAAACCAGUAUCAGUUUGCAACGUUACAGUAGCCGACAGUGUAGAUGCUACUCCAAGCCUUUCAUAUGACGAUGUAAACGUUGGAACGUGUGGCAUUGUAAGGAAAUGGAAGGCACAUGAUGGUGCCGGAAAUAACGCAGAAAAAUCACAACAAAUCCAUGUUGUGACCCAGAAACCGCUGCGAGUAGUUCGGUACCCUGGUCCUUUAUCCGUAGCUUGUGGGGCUUUAGAGAAUAUGACCGAAACAUUGAUUUCUUUGUUUGAAAUAGAGCAUCCUUGUGACCUUGAUGUGAAAUUCAGUUAUAAAGACAAUCCCAGUGAGAAAUGUGGUAUCCUAGUAAACAGAACUUGGACAAUAGCAGACAACUGUGGAAAAUUUGUAAACGUACUUCAGUCUCUUAAAAUAUUGGAAGCUAAGAAACCUUUGUCUCCUGAAGAUGGGCAAAGAGGCGUUGAUUUGAACAUGAUCCUACGAUGGCAGGACGCGUCAUCUAGCACUAAAUUUAAGGUUUACAUUUGGGAACGUGGUUUACCAGUGCCGAAAGCUCCUUUAUCUGAAACAUACAAUAGCUACUACAGAAUUACAUCUUUGAAAUCGGGAACAAGGUAUCAAUGGCAGAUAAUAUUCCUCUUUGAUAACAAUGAAACGUAUCUCAGUCCAAUAUGGGUAUUUGAGACAAGAAAAUUUGCAGACUUAGUUGUAGUGGGCAUAGAUGUGCCACCCUCUGGUUUUACUGACAACGAUUGUACGGUGAAAUGGACAGUGAUGAAUUCUGGUGGUAUUGCUACACAGUCAAGACGCUGGUAUGAUGCUGUUUAUAUUUCUUGGGAUGACGACUUCCGAAAUUCAAAACUAGUAAAGACAGUUUAUCAAAAUAAUGUUAUAUAUCCAAAGGAUGGUUAUUCUUCAACUACAACCUUCAGAUUAAGCGAGAAGGAAUUUGGAAAUGCAUACAUAUUUAUUCGCACUAAUUUAUACAAUUAUGUAGAGGAGUAUAACACAACAAAUAAUGUAAUGCGCAGUCUAUCCACCAUACACGUCAAGCUCACACCUCCACCUGAUCUUCAAGUUACGUCUAUGAUUCUGUCAGGAACGAAAGUCUUUUCAGGUAUGAUAGAUGUCUAGUUUAGGAAACCGUAAAGAAAAUGAAAGUUAAUGUAUGAGACUACAUUAUCUAACAAGUAAGUACCGACGAUGCAUGAGGCUACUUUAUUUAAGGACUACACAUUCACCAAUAAAUGUAACGGAAGUCAGCAUGAUUUAAGAAUAGUAAUACAUUAGUUUGUUAAAGUGGCAUUAUGUGCAUCUUACAGCACGUAGUGUGUUUUUGGUGAAUGUUUUAUAAAAGCAAGUUUUCGGUUGCUGUGCAUUUAAAUGUGUUUAAUUAACAAUAAUGCCGCAUAAGUAUUUGAAAGUGAUGCUUUAGAAAUGAAGAAAUCGGACUAAUAAAAAAUAGUUCAUUUCUUCAGUCUUGUACGCAAUGAUCUCCCUUACCUAUAAGUAGAGAUUUCUGAGGUUGAAGGGAAGCAACUCCUGCAAGCAGUUUGACUUUUCUUAAAAAGACUGCCCCAGUCAAAAUAAGAAAAGUCAUAUUUAAAAAGUUAUUAUUUUGUAAUGGUAACAGGAAGAGUUUGGUAUACUGGGUUAAAAACUAUAAUUUCCUCCACCCUUUUUACACACAUAUCUAUUUGUGCUGUAUUUUUAUUUGAAAAAUGCGUAUAAUUCCACUUUAAUGUGUUUGUUUUCUUUAUGUUUAACGCCGUUUUUCAACAGUAUUUCAGUUAUGUAACGGUGGACAGUUAACCUGUUCUCCUGAAGUAACUGCGAACUUCCCCACAUGGAUCAGAGGUUUGAGAACGAAUGAGUUCAUACACAAUGUCCUUUAUCAAAUCGUCACGAAGAACAUACGCCACGCCUGGUUGAAUUGUACGACCCGCAAUCCAUAGAUCUGCGCUCUCCCUAUUGAGCUUAGCGGGACUUUGGUGGGUUUUACAAAUGUUUUACUGAAACUAACUAAACACUAAAAUUCAACAGUUGAGAGAUCUAUAUGAAAACUAGCGAAUCGUAUGUUUUUCAAUCGUUGCGAAAUAUAAAUACACCUAAAACCGUUUAAGGUUUAAGACGGACGAUUUACACGAAAAACGGUAAUCAGAGUCACUUGCAACACAAAAAAAGAUGUGUAUUCGGCAAGACAAAGUUCCCACAACCUGCUACUUGUAAAAUACUUCAAAGUUCACAGAAAACAUUGUUCUCUAUGAUUUCGACCACUAGUUUUCAUGACAGUAAGCAAUACUUUAUUCAGUCGACUGGUGACUCAAGGUCUUCCUUACACCAAUCGGAAGCCGCCAUUUAAUACAAUUAUCUGACCUAAAUCAUGUACAUUGUCUUACCAAAGUUACUACCUUUUUGCGAAUGGUGAUCUUCAAAAACAAAUUACCAAUACUCAAAUUUAUUAACCGUAUAUUUUUCUUCAUUUUGCUCAGUUUUAGCACUCGGAAAUUAUUGCAAAUUUGUAACAUGUCUUCGAACAUAGGUGUUUAAGGAUAUACUGUCCGGAAAUGUAGCCCCUUCCUGAAUCUAAAUGGCAUGGCAAGUAGAAGACACGUGUUUUUUCGGCGACGCUGUCUAAAUUCGUUUUCGUUACAUAUGCCACGUGACUUCAGUUAGCAAAUCAAACUACUUGAUAACGCAUUAUAGAUAAUUUAUCAAAAUGGAAGAUUUAUGCAACACUCUGUCUGAUUGGACAAGAGUGUCAAUUUCUUUCACUCUGUUGAUUGUGCUACGCUGAGUGAAAUGUACGUGGGCAAAGCGUUUAUCCUAAACGACGCUGUUCACAGUUUUAAAGCUAACUUUGGCUCAGUAUAUUUAGCAAGAAUAUAGAUAUAUCUCAAAAUGAUUAGUAAGUUUAAUAAAUAUGAUAAAAAAAAUUGUUCAAAUACCAACAUAUAUCAAAUUAAAGAAAGAGCUGAAUACGGUCUGCGUAUCACAUGAAUAAGGGUGUGAUAAGAGUCUUUUAUGUAGAGAAGUGCUUUUUAAAAGUUUUCCUUGUUACAAUUGUCGUCUGUAUAUGAAAAGGUUUCUUGCUUUUGUGACUUAUUCAGAUUGCAUAUUAAAAUGAGUACUUGUUUGCUUUGAAUAUUUGUUAUAAAUUAUUUAACUGAUUUAUUAUAUAUGAAUAUUUUUCUUUAGUAUGGUAUGCAAAUAUUGAACUUAGUUGAAAUCUGUUUUAUUUAAUAUAUGCUAUAUAAUGACUGAAUCUCAUUACACUGAAAUGAAGGUACGCUGCAUACAGUUUACCUAUGUGAUAUGACCACGGCCAAACUUUGCUUGUGAAACAGAAAUAUUGAAAUAAUUACAAGUGUAUGUUUUGCUUGACCUUCACUAUUUUAUAGGUGUGACGUCAUUGUCCAAAGAUUCAUGAAUAGCGAAUAUGCAUUUGUUAAAGCGGGAUCAGUUGGCCUAUUUUAGAAAUAAAUAAAAAUAAUAAAUAAAUAAAUCCUUUAAUUGAUUUUUUCUCAUGUAUUCUAAUCAAACUUGAUUUGUAGCAUCUUUAUUAGGCCCGCAGCCAACUUUGU